CGGGGUGGGAAAAGUAUGCCUGGGGCGGCGGCUGCUGCAAGAGGCGGACCGGGAGGUCGGCCCAGAGCCUCCGUGCUCAGGACGCCCCUGGAGGUAGUGGCCGAAGGGCCCUGCAGCCCUGGAAUUCCUGGCUCCCCACUUCUGCCCUGUGAAUAUAACAAGAUCGCGUGAGUGCAGAGUGUCUACUGUGCGUCAGCUUCUGCGCUGAGUGAUUUCUUCGCGGGUUAUCCCACCUGCAAAAAACGGGAAAGAAAGGGGCGCACAGACGUUCUUGCCUUGCUCACGGCUGCGUGGCAAGUAGCUGACCGUAAAAGAGUUUGAGUCCUAGGAGAUCCCAGUCCAAUGGCCAGGGAAACGUGAUGCUUCACAUUUAAUGUGCUUCUGUGUCUCUGCAGAUGAUGACAGUGGCCCUCCACAGCCUCCCAGCCUAUGUUUUACCCCUAACACCUUCGGCAGAUGCACAGCCUCAGUGCCAUCCACACUGCUCUUUGCCCACAAAACUCUCCAGCCUGGAACCCUUCAAAGGUCAAGCAGGGGAGGUGGCCCAGAGGUGUCCAUCAUGAUCCCCUGGGUGCUGCUGGCUUGUGCCCUCCCUUGUGCUGCUGACCCACUGUUUGGUGCCUUCGCCCGCAGGGACUUCCAGAAGGGCUCCCCUCAACUUGUCUGCAGCCUGCCAGGCCCUCAGGGUCCCCCUGGACCCCCAGGAGUGCCAGGGCCCUCAGGAAUGGUGGGAAGAAUGGGUUUCCCUGGCAAAGAUGGCCAGGAUGGCCAAGAUGGGGAUCGAGGAGACAACGGAGAGGAAGGUCCACCAGGCCGGACAGGUAACCGGGGGAAGCCUGGACCAAAGGGCAAAAUGGGGUCCAUAGGACGGGCUGGCCCUCGUGGCCCCAAGGGGCUGAGCGGUGCCCCGGGGAAGCACGGCACUCCUGGCAAGAAAGGGCCGAAGGGCAAGAAGGGAGACCCAGGCCUCCCGGGCCCCUGCAGCUGUGGCAACGAGCGCGCCAAGUCUGCCUUCUCGGUGGCGGUGACCAAGAGCUACCCGCGGGAGAGGCUGCCCAUCAAGUUCGACAAAAUCCUGAUGAAUGAGGGCGGCCACUACAACGCAUCGAGCGGCAAGUUCGUGUGCGAGGUGCCUGGCAUCUACUACUUCACCUACGACAUCACGCUGGCCAACAAGCACCUGGCCAUCGGGCUGGUGCACAACGGCCAGUACCGCAUCCGUACCUUCGACGCCAACACUGGCAACCACGACGUGGCCUCGGGGUCCACCAUCCUGGCCCUCAAGCAGGGGGACGAGGUCUGGCUACAGAUCUUCUACUCAGAGCAGAAUGGGCUCUUCUAUGACCCCUACUGGACGGACAGCCUCUUCACAGGCUUCCUCAUCUACGCUGACCAGGAGGGUCCCAAUGAGGUGUGAUUGCACCUGUGCCAGUUCAGGGCCUGGGAGGCACCCCCCCACACCCCACCCCCCGCAACUGUCUGCAGUGCGGAAGCCAGAAGCUCCUAGACCCAGGCCCAUUUCCUCUGCCUCUUUCAUUUCCCCUAUCAUUAAAUCCAAGCUUUUGUCCUCA
Messenger RNA from Erinaceus europaeus (western European hedgehog), 1571 nucleotides. RefSeq names its product C1q and TNF related 2 (gene C1QTNF2). The coding region runs from base 374 to 1417 and encodes 347 amino acids. The record is from RefSeq and is a predicted model, not a curated record. The transcript has 6 exons. Lineage: Eukaryota; Metazoa; Chordata; Mammalia; Eulipotyphla; Erinaceidae. Gene Ontology annotation, molecular function: protein binding.